Messenger RNA from Magallana angulata, 1667 nucleotides. RefSeq lists its product as uncharacterized. Bases 480 to 1667 code for a protein of 395 amino acids. The record is from RefSeq and is a predicted model, not a curated record. The transcript is spliced from 11 exons. Lineage: Eukaryota; Metazoa; Mollusca; Bivalvia; Ostreida; Ostreidae.
UCGGAUAUUUUUGUGUCAGGUAAAGAGUGUUCACCGGGUGUUCACCAGAUACACAGAGACAAAUGGAUCGAUCUUCGACGCGCCAUCGUCUACCAAUAUUCUGGGACUCAGAUAGUGAUACAGAGGAUUCUUCAGUAGGCAAACAGACAGAGGAAACAAGAUCAGGUCAGGAGCAAACGACACCAGAUUUGCCUGCUAUUGAGGAUCUUUUGAGGAAUUGUCAAAAGUACAAAGAUGAAUUGCAGAUGAAAGAAAACCUAAAGGGUGCUGUUGAGGAAUAUAAAACUCUCCUAAAGAAGGCGAAAGAAAUAGAUUGUAAGCUUAAGCAACAAACGGACACCCCUACUACUCCAAAGGAGCUUAGCUCUGUGACUUACAAGAAAAGGAAACAAGCACCGUAGUUGUAUGCCGUUAUAGAUUAUGUAUCCAAAAGUUUUCCAGACUACAGGAGAUGGAGGGAAGCUGUGGCUGAAUUCAUCAUGCUUGCAACAGUAUCUCAGUCAGAGCAAAAAUCAUCACAGAAAGAAAGAUCGGACUUCAAGUCUGGUUAUAAAACCAAAAACAAACCACUGCCGAAGUUGUACAAAAACAACAUUGAGAAGUUGCUGGAUCAGGACUGGGGACCAGACCGUGCCCCGGGGCCCAGUAUACUUAACGACUACCGCCACCUGUUAACUUGUGAAAGUUCCCUAAGAUCAACAUUUCCAGAGGCUGAUAUCUUUGGCCUGGUUGACGCUACGAUUUGGGGACCAGAGGAUGUUCCAUCUGAGUUUAGACAUAAGACAUUGUUUCAUUUUCUGCUCUCCAUCAACCCGAAAGAGUAUGGAGUAGAACCCCCAGAUGCAUGGAGAGACUUUGGAAGACUUGUUUUAGCGGAAAAACAGUUAGAACUCGCAAAAAAAGCUCAGAUGUUGCGGGAGAAAGAAGAGAAGAUUGAACUACUGUCUACAAGGUUGAGCAAACUUGCCAGCCAACAGCGGAUAUUUGAAUACCCGAACAUCGCGGACCUGAGUGACACCCACCGCCCCACAAGACUGGGGGAGAUGUACAGUCAGCUGUUCGAUGACGAGUGGUCAGAGGCAUUCGAGGCUUUUAUAGAUUCGACCAUGGCUAAAGAGGGUGACGAUAACGACUAUUGCAACCCAAAUAUUAUGUCCAUACUACGGACCCUUUUCACGGAAGCCCUCAGCUUCUGUAGAGAAAAGUCCUGUGAACAACUACAGGACCUGGAGAACAAGAUCAAAGAGGCCCUGAAACAGAACACAGCGGACACACCACAGAAUGCACUGGACCAGACAGUAUAUAGACAUUCAAAAGAACUCAGAAAGGCAGGAUCUGAAGAGACUGGCAAAUAUCAGGCUCAUAUAUUUCUCAAAGAAAUGCUUCCCCAAGCGUUACAAGACGAUAAGGUUCUACGGGAUCAGAGGGUCAUUAGUUACGUACGAAAAUGUGUGGAGCUUUGCUGGUUCAUGAAUGUGUGGGAUCCGCCGAUGGAACUAGUGGCUCCUAAAGAAGGCGACACCGUGGACAAAAACCUAUUUUCUUAUUACGAAAGGAAGGGCAAAGUGGUGCAGACUUGUGUAUGGGCGGCGCUUCUGCUCCACAAGGAGGGGGCCUGUGGUGGCCAAGGGCUAUAUCCUCCCAAAACCUAUGUACCUUUUAAGUAG